CCUUGGUACAUAGCAGGCUACAAGAAUGGCUGAGGUGUGGCUGCAAUACAAGAGAGCGUAGGUGAUCCCUGGGCGUCGGGCGGCGGGGGUCGCAGACAUCGCAUCGGAAGAUCUCCAGUCCGAUGCAGCCAAUCAAAAUCCCCUGAUCCGUUUACCAAUGCAUAACGAGAGAAAAAAAAAGAAGCUUGACCUGCAAAGUCCAUCAACGCAACCUAAAGAUAUAAGCCGCGAUCGACCAUCAUGGCGGCAGAAGUGGCCGCGCUUGCUCAAUUGAAGCUCGCCUCGGGGCCGUCGCCCAUCACGGCUGAGCAGAAAUACUGGAAGUCAUUCAAGAACCCGAAAUUGCACACCUCGACUGCAUCAUGGCCCAUCACCCACAUCAGCUUUCCCGCACCCUCGGCGGCGACAGCAACGUCGAGUUCCCUCGCAACAGCGGCCAAGUCCAAUGAUCUCUUUGCCGUGACGUCCGGCCCCCGCGUCGACGUCUACUCGAUCCGGAAAAGGGAGCCCCUGAAGACGAUAGGGCGAUUCGAGCACGUGGCGCGGAGCGGCGAGAUACGGGCUGACUCGCGGGUCCUGGUGGCUGGAGACGACUCAGGGAAGAUGCAAGUAUUUGACGUUGCGGGCGGCGCCCGGUCGGCGGUCCUCAAGACAUGGCAUACCCACAAGCAGCCCGUAUGGGUGACGAAGUGGUCCCCGACGGAGAUGACAACACUCAUGAGCGGGAGCGACGACAAGACGGUCCGACUAUGGGACCUGCCCUCGAACACCCCGACACGGACGUUCUCGGGCCACCAGGACUAUGUGCGAUGCGGCGCGUUCAUGCCGGGCCCGGGAGCGCACGGGAACACGCUUGUGUCGGGCAGCUACGACACGACGGUCCGGCUGUGGGAUCCCCGGUCACCCGGCGGCGCCAUCCUCACCUUCAAGCACACCGCCCCCGUCGAGACGGUCCUCCCCCUCCCCUCCGGCACGACCAUCCUGGCGGCGUCGGGCACAACCAUCUCGGUGCUCGACCUCGUCGCCGCAAAACCGCUCCACAUCAUCAGCAACCACCAGAAGACGGUCACGUCGCUCUGUCUCGCGUCCAACGGCCGGCGAGUCAUCAGCGGCGGCCUGGACGGGCACGUCAAGGUCUUCGACACCAGCAACUGGAAGGUCGUCGCGGGGUCCAAGUACCCAAGCCCCAUCCUCUCCCUCUCCGUCAUCUCGGCCGGCGCCAACCACAGCGACCGCCACCUCGCCGUGGGCAUGCAAUCGGGCGUCCUAUCGCUGCGCACCCGCCUGACAGGCGCCGCCGCCGAGCGCGACCGCGCCCGCGAAGCCGAGCGCUCCGCCCUAGACGCCGGGGCCGACGCCGUGGACCGACUGGACGCCGCGCGGGCGCGCCGCGCCCGCUCCACCGCCUUGGGCCGGUCCAUGGAGAUGCUGGGCGAGACGGUCGACUUCGUGAUCCCGACCAACGAGGACAAGGACGGCAAGCGCAAGCGGCGCGUGCGGCAGCAGCCCUGGCAGAAGGACCUGCGGCACGGGCGGCACGGGCAGGCGCUCGACGCGGUCCUCGAGUCCCCCUCGCCGAACCCGCUGACGGCGCUGACGCUGCUGGUGGCGCUGCGGCACCGCAGCGCCCUGCGCGACGCCCUCGCGGGCCGCGACGAGGUCAGCGUCCAGCCCGUCCUGCGCUGGGUGUCGCGCCACAUCGUCGACCCGCGCUACGCGCCCGUGUGCGUCGACGUCGGCCUGCACCUGCUCGACCUGUACGGCGAGUUCGUCGGCGGCUCCGCCGAGCUGGCCGAGGGCUUCCGCGUCCUGCGCAUGCGCGUCGUCCGCGAAGCCGAGAAGGCCCAGAUGGCCUGCCAAACCAACGGCAUGCUGGAGAGCUUGUUGGUCGGCGCUGCGACGAGGGGGGCGUGAUUUGGAGUCCCCCGGGGAUGGACGAAACGGAGGGGUUGGAUGUGAUGAGCAUGGAAAAAGUGGGGGAGGGGUGAUGUGGUCAAGUUUCCGGUUCAUGGUUUUUCAACUGCAUUGCGUCGGCGUUAGUGGACGGCUUACAGGCGGACUGGAAAAGAAAGAAUGAACCAAAAGCAAAAAUUUGUCUCUCACGAGAGACAGCCUGUAUAGACAAGAUAUCUAGACCUGGGGUGAAAUAGACUGCUGUCGUUUCCCGUCGCUGAGAA
This is a messenger RNA of Phialemonium atrogriseum, 2177 nucleotides long. RefSeq names its product WD40 repeat-like protein. Gene Ontology annotation, cellular component: nucleolus. The record is from RefSeq and is a predicted model, not a curated record. Gene Ontology annotation, molecular function: protein binding. The transcript has a single exon. Bases 241 to 1914 code for a protein of 557 amino acids. Gene Ontology annotation, biological process: rRNA processing; positive regulation of transcription by RNA polymerase I. NCBI's taxonomy places the organism in Eukaryota, Fungi, Ascomycota, Sordariomycetes, Cephalothecales, Cephalothecaceae.